AUUAAAAGAAAAACGGCACUUCUCAUAACACCACCAACCACAAAAUACUCAACCAUAUUAUGGACAUUAACGGAUUUAGUGGUGGUCGCGUACAGUAUUUACAGGCUCAGUUGUUUCCUGUCUGCACACUAACAACAUCCAAUGGAGCUGGCUUCCUAGGAAAUUUUCUUUCGAAGGGUCUGAAGACUAAUCAGCUAGUACUUAACACAGAUGAAAAAACAUUAAGACCUAUUGCACGAUUGAAGGAACCGCGUGAUCUUUUCGCACUGCCGAAGGACAAGGACAAUGAUUGCUCACAGCAGGCCCCCAGAUGGCCGAUAGAAUGUCAGGUUAUUGAGGAGCGCAUUAUACACAUUCCCUACGUGCCGCCCCAUGCAGAACCACUUAAUGUUUUGACGGGUAAUGAGCUGAAGCCGCGUCCAGUAGGCGAGGAAAAUGGCAUUAUUGUGUUUAACUACUGUCCCAUAAGUGCAGUCAAUUACGAAAACUCUUAUGCCAAACCCAAAGCAGAGGAUAAGUCUAGCGACGAUUCAGAUGAUUCUUCAGAUUCAAGAAACGACUUUACACCAGUCAUUCAUAGAAUGACGCAACAUGAUGAAAAUGGUCAGAUUAACAGCGUGUCUAAAAUAUUAAGUAGCGUAGACGAUCGCUCGACCAGCAACUCGCAGGAUGACGAUGACUACGAUACGAGUGGUGAAAGCAACGAAACGCAUGAGAGCACAACUAUCCAAAAUCUUAUCGAAACCAAGAAGACUGCCGUAUCUGGUAUAAGUUCUAUUAAAGGUUGCAGAAAUAUAAACAGCAAAGAUGCCAUAGAAAUCGACGAUAUUUGGAACAACACAAGUAAUGAGUACAAACCCGCCUCGCCUUACUACGUACUCAGUCAGUUUGGAAAGAAAGUAUCCAAGGCGGUUAUCGAUAAGCUCAUCGAUUAUGACCAGCAGUCCACAAUUGAUAGCAAUUCCACUUCAAGCAAGGUACACAAUAAAUUUGCGGUCACACCCUUUAAGCUCCCCAAAACAAAUAUUACGCGUUUGGAGGUGGCUUUCCAAAGCAGCUCCCGCCAAUUAUCUGAUGCUCCACCAAGUCGCAAGAGCGUGGUCCAUGUGAUCGGUAACUCGGAUGUGGAUAAAAAUGGCAGCGAUGACAGGGAUAGUAGUGACAAUGUCAAGGAUGUCGAGCUAAUUAAGGGCGGCGGUAAAAACUCUUUCAAUCGUCUGGUCGGUGGCGCUGAUAAGAUAAAAACAAGUUCAAGCUACGUUUCAGAUACGGAUACACUAGUGGGAGAAGAAAACGUUUGCAGACUAGCAUCGUUCGAUGGUAAGGGGGCAGUACAAUUGCCUUUGAUUCAAACACCGCUCUCCAAACGAGCGGUAAGCGUAGCGGCAGCAGUUGCAGCUGUUGCAAGGGGACGUCGCCGUGGCUUUGCGCGAAUAUCGAACACUGAUAUCGGGCGCAAUCAUAAAAAAACAAGCACCAACACUAGCACCAAUGAACUAAGCAGGGAUAAGUCCACUCAAGAUAUAAAAAUUAAUGAGAAGACAUCGUUUCAAUUACAACCAAUUUCCUAUGAUAUUCCCCAAAUGCAGUUUAGUCGCUCAGCGGUGGGUGGUGCCAAAUUUGUGACCAACUGCCAUCCAAUGAAUGCAGAGGAAUACGAUAGUCUAGAGUUUGAGUCACGCUUUGAAUCGGGGAAUCUGGCAAAAGCAGUGCAAAUCACUCCUACGUACUAUGAACUUUACUUAAGACCCGAUCUUUAUACAAGCCGGUCUAAGCAGUGGUUCUAUUUUCGCGUUCGACGCACUCAUCGAAACAUGUUAUAUCGCUUCUCCAUUGUCAACUUGGUUAAGUCGGAUAGCCUUUAUAACGAUGGAAUGCGACCUGUCAUGUACUCUACACUGGGUGCUAAAGAAAAGAGCGAGGGCUGGCGAAGAUGUGGCAACAACAUUUCAUAUUAUCGUAACGACGAUGAAAGUAACAACAACACUAAUGAGGAAGAGGAGGAUAAUUCAAGUUAUACACUCACAUUCACAAUUGAGUUUGAACAUGAUGAUGAUACAGUGUAUUUUGCCCACAGUUAUCCUUACACCUACAGUGAUUUGCAGGACUAUUUAAUGGAGAUACAGCGUCAUCCAGUGAAGUCGAAAUUUUGUAAGCUACGUCUUCUCUGCCGUACAAUAGCUGGCAACAAUGUGUAUUAUCUCACCGUCACGGCACCUUCUAAUAAUGAGGACAAUGUGCGGCGCAAGAAAUCAAUAGUGGUAUCGGCUCGUGUGCAUCCUAGUGAGACCCCAUCCUCGUGGAUGAUGAAGGGUUUGAUGGACUUUAUAACUGGCGAUACAACGGUCGCUAAGCGACUGCGUCACAAAUUUAUCUUUAAACUUGUGCCUAUGCUAAACCCAGAUGGCGUCAUUGUGGGAAACACUCGCAACUCGCUAACUGGCAAGGACUUAAAUCGGCAAUAUAGAACUGUUAUUCGAGAGACAUAUCCAUCGAUUUGGUAUACAAAAGCCAUGAUUAGAAGGCUGAUUGAGGAAUGCGGUGUGGCAAUGUAUUGUGAUAUGCACGCUCAUUCACGCAAGCACAAUAUAUUUAUCUAUGGCUGCGAGAACAAGCGCAAUCCUGAGAAAAGACUUACUGAGCAGGUCUUUCCAUUGAUGCUGCAUAAAAACAGUGCCGAUCGGUUUUCGUUUGAAAGCUGCAAAUUUAAAAUACAGCGGAGCAAAGAAGGCACAGGACGCAUUGUUGUUUGGAUGCUUGGUAUCACAAAUAGCUAUACGAUUGAGGCGUCUUUUGGCGGUUCCUCGCUGGGAUCGCGUAAGGGCACCCAUUUCAAUACACUGGAUUAUGAGCACAUGGGACGUGCAUUUUGUGAGACUUUAUUGGACUAUUGUGAUGAAAAUCCAAACAAAGUAAAGCGACAUGCUAAAUUAUUUAAGCAAAUCAAAAAGAUAAGAAAACGAGAGAAACGCGAACAGAAAGCAUUGAAAUUAAAAAAAAUGGCUGAUCAGGGAUGUAUUAUAAGCGACAAGUUGAGAGUGAAACGUUCUGUGGAGAAAAGCGUCUCCUAGGAAUAUGUCCUUCACUCAUUACACUAGGCAGCAGUCAGAAAGCCACAGGGACAAAACCCACUUUGUUUUAUAGAUAUGGGGCGCCAUAUGGUGUAGUUUUUUUGUAUUUUCAAAUUUUGUUGUUUUUUUUUUUAGCUUUUUUCAUCGGUGAGCUUUAAUUUUUUAUAAUUUCUCAAGAAUGCCAAAGCCAAUUUGAAAUAGCCCUUUUUUUUCAGAAAGCUAAUGAAUAUAUUUGUAAUUGAUUCAUAGAGUUUCGAAUUUUAGACAAUAGUUUACAGUAAUACGAUUUUGUUUUAGUGCCGCUUCUCCAUCGAUUUUAAUAAAUAAUAACUUAAACUACGCCUAAUUAACGAUACUAUGUAAAUAAAGGUUCAAUCGAUAUACAAGAAAUUUUCUUCGAAUCGUCCUAGUACUUUAAAGUAAACCAAAAAAAUGUAAAAAGAAAACCUAAAGAAAUAAUUAUAAUUUUCAUAAUUAACAAGCAGAAAUAUUCAUUAGCUUUCAGAAAACGUAAAGUAUUUUUCAAUUGGCAUGCAUUCUCGAGCAAUGAUAUCAAAUAUAGGUGGACCUUUUAAAACAGCUUAGAAAUAACCAAAGCUAAAGUAAAAAGUAUUAAAAGAAAACCAAAGCUUAAGUUAACAGUAUUUAAAAAAAAAACCGUAAACAAUUUUUAAAGUUGGUUUUUGUCAUCUGGGGCCUCACGUGUAACAAUAACAUAACAGUGGGUUUGUACCCAGUACCUCGGAAAAAUUUCACUUUUGUUUCCUAGUGUUAUUACAUGUACACAGAUACACCCCGAUUUAAGCAUACCUCCUACGCCAAUUGCUUUUUGCUACAUGAUUGUCCAAUUUUUGAUGUUGUUUGGUUUUGCCAUGUGUACUAUAUUGCUGAUUACCCCUGACACCACAUAAUUAAAAAAAUAAAAUCGAAAAUAUAGAUCGCGUGGCUUGCAUUGGCUUAGGCCGAAUAUUUAUUUAUAUGUAUUCUAUGUUAAAUACAAUAAUGUUGCCAAAAUAAUUAAUUUGAAUGCUAUCUAUCGCCCAUCGCCGUUUUUGUAUAUUAGUUUUUUAAAAGAAGCUUUCGCAAUCAAUCUUAUAGGUAACAAAUUUAAAAGCAAUUUUGUAUAUACGAGGGCUGCUUAAUAAGUUCCCGUAGCCUACGAGUCAACUACCAUAAGAAAACCAUUAUAGUAAUCUUGAAUAUUUUUUGAAAAAGAAUUUUUCAACGAAAACAAGAAAGAGAUCGAGUCAAGAUUUGACUACGUUGUGAUUCUACUAACGCAAGUGACACAAAAUGUUAAGGCUGCCCAAAAAGAGGGGGUCACGCCAAAAACCAUCGAUAAAAUCCAUUGAUUAAUACUGAACGAUAGAAGUAUUUAAGUCCGUAAGCAAGCUGAGGUUGUAGGCAUCAUCCCCCUGUUGCAAUUUUCUGCUUAGAAACCAGAAUUAAAGGCUGAGCUUGAUUCAAAUAAAUAGGACCACACAUACCUUUUUUGUUGAGGACCUUAAAAUAUUCUAUUAUUUGAAAAGAAGAAAAAUAAAUUGUAAAAAAGCUGGGAAAAAGAGUUGAAUGGAUCUAUAUUGAGAAAUAAUGUUUCUUGGCCGAAGAAAAUUUUUAUUUAAAAAUUCACGGACUUAUCAAACAUCCCUCGUAUAUUGACAAGGGCCUAUAUGCGUCCGCUGGUCUGACAGCCGAUCCAAAAUAUGGACAUAUUAUAUUGUAUACAGGAAUAAAUACACAUAUGCUUUGCUACACAGCAAUAUAUACAUAAGUAAAAGUAUACUUAGCAUCGAAACGCACAUUUAUCGUUUAGACGUACAAUUUUCGAUUAAAUUAUUUUUAUCGUAUACUUAAGUAGAAUGUUUGUUUGUAGUUUUCAUACAGCUUGCCGUAUACUGUUAAAAAUAAAACUAUUUUGUUCACAAUUUUAA
Drosophila innubila is the source of this 5002-nucleotide messenger RNA. RefSeq names its product cytosolic carboxypeptidase Nna1. The transcript is spliced from 11 exons. The record is from RefSeq and is a predicted model, not a curated record. Gene Ontology annotation, biological process: proteolysis. Bases 60 to 3071 code for a protein of 1003 amino acids. Gene Ontology annotation, molecular function: metallocarboxypeptidase activity; zinc ion binding. NCBI's taxonomy places the organism in Eukaryota, Metazoa, Arthropoda, Insecta, Diptera, Drosophilidae.